AUGGAAACAGUACAAAAACUUUUUGGUAAAAAACCAACAUCGGAUGAAAUGGUAAGGAAAUGGCAAAGAGAUAUUCGAACACAACAAAGAUCAUUAGAAAGGCAAAUUAAAGAUUUUAACGACGUAGAGAAAAAAACCAUAGCUCUUUUGAAACAAAAUGCCAAGAAAAAUGAUAAUGCUGCCUGUAAACUUUUUGCCAAAGAACUUGUAAGAACACGUCGACAAAAACAAAGACUAUACACUGGUAAAGCACAAUUAAAUUCAAUCAAUUUACAAUUACAACAUCAAUUAGCAACCGUAAAAUUAUCUGGAACAUUAAAAAAAAGCACAGAUGUUAUGAAAAUGGUGAAUGGAUUGACAAGAUUACCAGAAAUUUCCAAAGGUAUGCAGGAAUUAUCAAUGGAAAUGACAAAGGCAGGUAUUAUGGAUGAAAUGAUAGAAGAUACGUUUGAAGGAUUGGAAGAAAGUGAUGUUGAAGAAGAGGCAGAACAAGAAGUUAACAAUGUUCUUUUUGAACUAACAAAUGGUUUACUUGGCGAGGCUGGAAAUGUUGGUGCACCACUUGAGCAAACACAAGAGGAGGAAGAAGAACCCGAACUUGAUGAGAUGCAGGCAAGAUUGCAAGCAUUGAAAUCCUAA
This is a messenger RNA of Entrophospora sp. SA101, 639 nucleotides long. The record is from the annotation of a GenBank genome assembly. Lineage: Eukaryota; Fungi; Glomeromycota; Glomeromycetes; Entrophosporales; Entrophosporaceae.